Molecule: messenger RNA, 2556 nt
Organism: Neurospora crassa OR74A
Lineage: Eukaryota; Fungi; Ascomycota; Sordariomycetes; Sordariales; Sordariaceae
Product: gamma-butyrobetaine dioxygenase
Exons: 1
Coding region: 123-2390 (755 amino acids)
Biological process (GO): carnitine biosynthetic process
Cellular component (GO): mitochondrion
Molecular function (GO): oxidoreductase activity
Source: RefSeq, a predicted model, not a curated record
AUCCAUCCUUGCGCCAAAGCGAUUCUUUUUCUCCGACCUUUCAGUUCUUCCCCCAACCUAGAUUUUCCGUCGUAAGCCGCCGCCGACUGUCUACCAACCUCCCGGCCCCCCACGACGACACCAUGCUUCGCCAGCUUGGAGCCGCUCCCCUCGCGCGCGGCCGCUUCGCCGUCACGCCAUCAACCAAGGCGAUCCGCACUUUGUCGUGCUCACCAGCAGCUCGCGCCGACGAUGCUACGACCCCUUCUCCCGCCGCCGGUGACAGUGCCGCACCCACCGAGCCGGCCCAGCCCAAACUGCUUUUCCGUAAGAUCUAUAAGAAGCAAAGGACAGCGGACCAGAAAGCCGACAAGAAAGGCGACAAUGGAUCCGACAUGAAAGUCGACAAGGAAGCCGGCAAGGAAACAGACAAGACCGGCGUCAAUAAAUCGGACAAAAAAGCCGGCAAGAAAGCCAACGAAGAAACGGACAAAUUGGCAGAAGCCCAGAGGGAAUUCGAUAUACAACUCAGCCGGUUACGAAACGACCUCGCCCAGCUAAAGAAAUCCAACAACAAGUUGCGAAAAGACAAGGGGGCCUUACGGCUAGACAUUGUCAAUAUGAAGAAAGCUUUCAAAGGGGUGCCUCCUACGGCAGCGGUGCAGAGGGACGGCCAAUUGCUAGAAUUAUACAACAAGAUCGCCAAAGAAGCACGCGAAUUCAAGGCCGGCACUCCCCAGUCCGUCGAGGUGGUCGAUGGUCAGCAGCAGCUCGUCAUCACCUUCGCCCAGCCCGACGGCACCACCAAGCAAGUGGCCAUGUCCCUCCACUGGCUGCGCGACACCUGCAAGUGCCCGCACUGCGUGAACCCCGACUCGGGCCAAAAGAACUUCUCCAGCACCUCUCUGCCCGAGACUCUCGAGGUCCAAAGCGCCGAGGUCAACGCCGCCGACGGCUCCGUCACCAUCGUCUGGGCCAACGACACCGUCAGCACCAACGCCACGUCCGAGGCCACCACGCACACCUCGACCUACGACGCCUCCGACAUCUUUACCUGGCAACUUCCGUACGACCUCGCCGGCAACCUGCUCCCCGUCGAGCGCACGCUCUGGGACCGCUCCAAGCUGCAAGCCCACAUCGACUCGGGCGACCUGCGCGUCUCGUACAACGACUGGCUGACCUCCGAUGCCGCCUUUUGGAAAGCCUUUGAGUCUCUCGCCCGCUUCGGCAUUCUCUUCGUGCACUCGAUCCCGUCCGACCGAGCCCUCGUCGAAUCCCAAGUCGAAAAGAUCGCCAACCGCAUCGGCAUCCUCAUGCACACCUUCUACGGCUUCACCUGGGACGUGCGCUCCAAGCCUCGCGCCGAGAACGUGGCCUACACCAACGUCUUUCUAGGCUUGCACCAAGACCUGAUGUACAUCGACCCGCCUCCCCGCCUGCAGCUCCUGCACUGCAUCUCCAACUCCUUCCAGGGCGGCGAAUCUCUCUUCAGCGACGGAGCGCGCGCCGCUUACUCCCUGGAACUCAACAACCCACUAGCCUUUGACCAGCUGCGCGGCAACCGCUCGCCGCAGUUCCACUACCACCGCAACGGCAACGACUACCACAUGGGCCGCAACACGUUCCGGUACGCCGGGCGGACGGGCGAAGGCAAGGGGUUUCUGAGCCGGAUCCACUGGGCGCCGCCGUUCCAGGCGCCGUUUAGCCGGCAGACGGGCGCCACGGCGACGAACGUGCUCGGCAACCGCGUCAUUCAGGACGGCGGCGGCGGUGCUUAUGCCGAGAACGAGCAUGCGGUGGUGGUGGAGGAAAAGGGCAAGAACAUGACCAAGUGGGUGCCGGCGGCCAAGGAGUUUGAGCGCGAGAUUAGCGCCGAGGAGAACAUGUUUGAGCUCAAGAUGAAGGAAGGAGAGUGUGUGAUUUUCGAUAACUGGCGAGUGUUGCAUGGGCGCAGGGAGUUCCAGACGGAAGGACAGGCGGAGGGCGCCGAGAGGUGGCUCAAGGGCACAUAUAUUAGCCAUCAGGUGUACAAGGCCAUGGAGGAUAAGUUGCAGUGGAGGUUGGCGCAGAAGGAAGGGGGGAUUCCUUUGGCUAUUGGCGUGGCGGAGGCGCAUGGGUUGGGCUGGAAGGAGAGGGGGCAGUUGCCCAAGAAGGAGGCUCCUAAGCAGGAGACUACUGCCCCUGUUCAGCCCAAGGAGGAGGCACCCAAGGUCGAGGAGGCACCCAAGGUCGAGGAGACUCCCAAGGUUGAGGAGACUCCCAAGGUUGAGGAGACUCCCAAGGUUGAGGAGACUCCCAAGGUCGAAGAGGUUCCCAAGGUCGAGGGGGCCGGGAAGCCCGAGGAGGCUCAGAAUGAGGGUCCUUCGCGCCAGCCUAAGGAGCAAUUGGGCACGGUGAACUGGAACGCAUAAAGCCGGGCGAGAAGAUAGGGUGAUCGGAAGCUGUAUGAUGUGUAAUGACCUCUUGGGAGCGAGGCGUAUGUAGACUACUGUAUAUAUUACGAGGUUUGAUACCAAAUCAAGGAACACGAAGAACUCUAGAAUCUUGGUCAUCUGUGUUUUUCGCCGUUCAGGGGUG